AUGAGCGGAACAGUGAGUGAUCCAGGUACAAGAAAACGGUGUCGUAAUCCGUCAUAUAUGAUUACGAAAGCAAAACUGGGGAGAAAUGAUGGCCGUUUUCUAACAAUAAACACGUCUCGGAAAACAAGAAAAGUAGAAGAAAAAGGAAAUAUAAAUCGUCAAUUAUCAACAUAUUAUGAUAAUAUAUCAUCACUUAGUUCAUAUAAAACUAAUGAUAUACAAUUAAUUAAAACAAAUGAUGCUGAUCUUAAUGGUAUGUUUUAUUUUAUUCUUAAUUCAUCUACGGUAUUUUUUUAUAAUUUAAGUACUUGUGUUGCUACAGGUGGUGCUGGUGCUACUUAUGAGGAUCAAGUUGGCGGUGCAUCUCUUGACAAAGUAGUGAUUUAUGUAUGUGGUGAAAGAUAA
Molecule: messenger RNA, 405 nt
Organism: Rotaria sp. Silwood1
Lineage: Eukaryota; Metazoa; Rotifera; Eurotatoria; Philodinida; Philodinidae
Source: the annotation of a GenBank genome assembly